Alligator mississippiensis (American alligator) is the source of this 1616-nucleotide messenger RNA. It is a transcript of the gene LGALS12, whose product is annotated as galectin 12. Gene Ontology annotation, molecular function: integrin binding; lactose binding. The transcript is spliced from 9 exons. Bases 467 to 1483 code for a protein of 338 amino acids. The record is from RefSeq and is a predicted model, not a curated record. Gene Ontology annotation, biological process: intrinsic apoptotic signaling pathway; lymphatic endothelial cell migration. NCBI's taxonomy places the organism in Eukaryota, Metazoa, Chordata, Crocodylia, Alligatoridae.
CGGGGGCUUGUGGCGGAGCCGAGACCGGGGACUUGGCUCGUUCUCCGCUGGGCACCGGGCCCGGCCCCGGCCCUGCAACAGCCCGAGCCAGGCGGAAGCCGGGGACCUGGAUCCCAGUCCCGACCAGUGCCCCCAGGCCCCCGCCCCGAGGGCUGCCAACUCCCAGGCCUUUAGGACCCCGAGCCCGAAACUGAGCGCCCCCCACCUCCCCGACCUGAGAACCCCCCGAGAGCCCGGACACGCGCGGCGCGCACAGCCCGGGUGUCCCGGACACACGCGCAGCCCAGGCAUCCGGGGUGCACGCACACGCCGCAGGUGUCUCACCCCCCCCACCCCCACCCCAGGUGUGUCAGCCACACACACACACGCCUCCGGGACACACCCCUCCCCGCCCGGCCCCGCACGUGACCCCGAGGCGGGAGGCUCCGCCCGGCCGCGGCGCUGCUCCGGGACCCGGCGGGGCGGGAUGGGGCCGCCCUGCUCCGAAGCCUUCGUGCUGCAGCCGCCCGUCUGGUACCCGGUCCUGCCCUACCUCACGACCAUCUUCGGGGGCCUGGCCCGGCGCGUGGUGCUGCUGCAGGGCACGGUGGCCGCUGGAGCAAAGCGGUUCCACGUGAGCUUCCAGUGCGGCUGCAGCCUGCGGCCCAGGCCGGACGUGGCCGUCGGCCUCUGCCUCCGGUUCGGGGCCCGAGCUCGGCUGGUGUGCGCGGUGCGGGAGGCCGGGCGCUGGCGGGGAGCCGUGCGGCUGCCUCGACUUGCCCUGCGGCCCGGAGACGCCGUCCUGCUCCUCUUCCGCUUCCAGCAGGACCAUGUGCAGGUGAGCCUGAACUCCCAGCCCCUGCUGUGCUUCCGCUACCGCCUGCCCCUGGCCCGGAUCGACACUCUGGGGGUCUUCGGGGACGCGUGGAUCAAGGCCAUCGCCUUCCUGCCCACCAAUCCCUUCGAUGCCAGUCAAGCCACCUGCCCCACUGCCCAGCCCCUGCUGCCAGUCCAGACCCAGCUGGCCAUGCCCUACUCCCACCCCCUGCCCCACGGCCUGACCCCCGGGAGCACCGUGAUCGUCUGGGCUACGGUGGCUGAGGAGCCAGAGCACUUCAGCCUCAGCCUGCGGGCAGCGCCCCCAGAGCCAGGCCUGGUGCUGGCCGCCUGCUUCCGCACUGGGGCCCUGACGUGGUGCCAAGGCCCCGGGGAGGCCCACGAGGUGCUGGACGGCUUCCCCUUCCACGCCCGCCGCUUCUUCCAGGUGAGCUGCUGCUGGUGGUGGAUGCGGCAGGCAAGUUCUGCUUGGCGCUCAAUGGGGUCCCGCUGGGGCCCUUCCAUGCCUCCGGCCUGGCCUGGCCCUGCCUCACCCAGCUGGGCAUCACCGGCGACCUGCGCCUGCACCGCGUCCUCUGCUGAGCCCGUGCCCGCCACCAUGCCAGCAAGGGACAGACGCACCAGCUCCCCGCUGCACCCAGCUCUGGGGUGGAACAGACGCACAUGACCUCAGAUGCUCCCAGCUGUGGGGUGAACCAUGUACCCAGCUGUGGGGUGGAACAGACACGCAUGUCCCCAGGUGUGCCCAGCUCUGGGGUGCCACAUGUAGCCAGAUACACCCAGCUCUGGGAUGAAUCAUG